This is a messenger RNA of Manihot esculenta (cassava), 1807 nucleotides long. RefSeq names its product low-temperature-induced cysteine proteinase. Gene Ontology annotation, cellular component: lysosome. The record is from RefSeq and is a predicted model, not a curated record. Bases 116 to 1636 code for a protein of 506 amino acids. Gene Ontology annotation, molecular function: cysteine-type endopeptidase activity. NCBI's taxonomy places the organism in Eukaryota, Viridiplantae, Streptophyta, Magnoliopsida, Malpighiales, Euphorbiaceae. The transcript is spliced from 5 exons.
GGCUGACUGGUAGGCUGGGGGCGAGACUACAAAGUUCCACCUUAUAAAAAUUACCAAAUGGGCAGAUCAGAGAACAUCUUCACUGCUCCGUGGUAACCCACUUUCAGAAAUCAAAAUGGGUACCCAAAAUUCCCAAUUGGCUUUCUUCUUCCUGCUGUUAGCUCCACUACUAUGCCUCUCUUUUAGCCUCCCUAGUGAGUACUCCAUAGUUGGUAAUGAUGAGCUUCAUCUUCAAGAGCUGCUUUCAGAGGAACGUGUCAUCGAUCUAUUUCAACAGUGGAAAAAGAAGUACAGAAAGGUUUACAGGCAGACAGAGGAGACAGAAAAGAGAUUUGAGAAUUUUCGGAGGAACUUGAAGUAUGUGCUCGACAAAAAUACUCAGAGAAACUCCAGUUCAGGGCACAGUGUUGGAUUGAACAAGUUUGCUGAUAUGAGCAAUGAGGAGUUUAGGCAGAGGUAUUCGUCCAAAGUGAAAAGACCCAUCGGUAAAUAUAGCAAUCUGAAGAGCAGCAGCUGGCGGAGAAGCUUGCAAUCCUGCGAUGCGCCUUCGAGCUUGGAUUGGAGGAAGAAGGGAGUCGUCACUGCUGUUAAGGACCAAGGAGACUGUGGAAGUUGCUGGUCAUUCUCUACAACUGGAGCAAUAGAAGGCAUAAAUGCCAUAGUCAGUGGAGACCUCAUUAGCCUUUCAGAACAAGAACUCGUAGAUUGUGAUUCAACCAAUGAUGGAUGUGAUGGAGGCUACAUGGACUACGCUUUUGAAUGGGUCAUCAACAAUGGCGGAAUUGAUACAGAAGCUGAUUAUCCGUACACGGCCGUGGAUGGCACCUGCAACACCACCAAGGAGGAAAUUAAAAUUGUAUCCAUUGAUGGGUACGAGGAUGUAGCUGAAUCAGACAGUGCUCUGCUUUGUGCUGCUGCUCAGCAGCCAAUUAGUGUCGGCAUUGAUGGCUCUGCAAUCGAUUUUCAACUGUAUACAAGUGGGAUCUAUGACGGUAGCUGUUCUGGUAAUCCAGACGACAUUGAUCAUGCUGUUCUUAUCGUCGGUUAUGGCUCUGAAGAUGAUGAAGACUAUUGGAUUGUGAAGAAUUCAUGGGGGACUGAAUGGGGUAUGGAAGGUUAUUUCUACCUGAGAAGGAACACUAAUUUAACUUAUGGUGUUUGUGCUGUAAAUGCAAUGGCUUCUUAUCCAACUAAAGAAUCCUCUGCUCCAUCUCCAACUAGUCCUCCUCCACCACCAUCACCUCCUCCACCACCAUCACCACCGCCUCCACCACCGCCUCCACCUCCUUCUCCUUCACCAAGUGAAUGUGGGGACUUUUCAUAUUGUCCAAACGAUGAGACAUGCUGUUGCAUUUUUGAAUUCUACGAUUUCUGUCUAGUCUAUGGUUGCUGUCCUUAUGAGAAUGCUGUUUGCUGCACUGGCACAGAAUAUUGUUGCCCCAGUGAUUACCCCGUUUGUGAUGUUGAUGAAGGGCUUUGCCUCCAGAGCCAGGGAGAUUACCUGGGAGUGGCUGCAGAGAAGCGGCAUAUGGCUAAGCACAAAUUCCCCUGGAGCAAGAAGCUAGAUGAAAGGAAACAAGAGACAACAUAUCAACCUCUCCUGUGGAAGAGGAACCCUUUUGCUGCAAUUGGCUAAAGGAAUUGUGAUUCCUUACGAACUUGAAGGUCGUGUAAUUGGUAAUAAUGUUAUUUAUUUGUUGCCCAGGCAGGUGUUCAUCCAUCUAGAUUCCUGCCACGAACAAUGCCUGCAUGCAGCGUGCCAACGCUGGAAAGGAAGAGAAUAUUAAAUGGGGAAUUUGAUUUUUCA